UAAUGAUUGGUCAUUCAAUUAUGAGGGCGGAACCUGGCGUCCACCCAGACGCCACGCGAUUGGUCAAAGCUUCUGUCCAUCAAAAUGUAUGGGUACAACACUUCCUGAUGUCGAUGCCCAGCUGUUGGCAAAUGACCCGCAUCUCCACCAUCCGAUAACAUCGUCCCAACACACAGGACUGCCCUCACUGUUUGGCAUCAUACCUGCUCGAAACACGCUGCCUGCAAAGACGACGACCAUGUACGGAGCAGAAGAACUGAAAUAGGCUUAGAAUUGCCCAGUGGAUGAGAGUGAAUCCUGUCAAAUUGGAUUUUUGUGUCCUUAAGGUCGUGCUGCAGUACAGCAACAUAAGCUUCGCGUUGACCGGCGCGUACAUCUCAACGGCGGUGCCAUAUUUUCAUUGACAGUAUUACUAAAGAACCACCACUUGGGAUGGCCUUCACCAACCCUACCAUGCAGAUAUUAGCCAUGUGAAAGAUCUGGAAAAACAAAAUGGGGAUGGCUGAGAGGUCGUGUGUGGCGGUGAGCAGCUGAGGUCGGCUGUGAUCUGGGUCUUCUCUUCUGACUGAGAGCAUGUACAGGAGGAAUGGACUCCCUGCCAGCGUCAGCAUCACCUCCCGCCACACACAGGACAGCAGUAGUUCAGAGUCCCUGGAUGGACGGAGUUUGGACUCUGCCAAGAGCUUUGACGCGGUGGUGUUUGACAUGCUCAAAGUGACACCCGAGGAGUUUGCUAGUCAGAUCACUUUGAUGGAUGCUCCUGUAUUCAAAGCGAUACAGCCUGAGGAGCUGGCGAGCUGUGGAUGGAACAAGAAGGAGAAGCAUAGCCUUUCACCCAACGUUGUGGCCUUCACGCGGAGAUUUAACCAGGUCAGUUUCUGGGCAGUGAGGGAGAUACUGACAGCUCAAACAUUGAAAAUCCGAGCAGAAAUAUUGGGGCACUUCAUCAAAAUUGCCAAGAAACUCCUGGAGCUGAAUAACCUGCACUCUCUGGUGUCGGUGGUCUCCGCACUUCAGAGCGCACCCAUCUUCAGAUUGAGCAAGACCUGGGCGCUGAUCAGUCGAAAGGACAAGGCCACCUUUGAAAAGCUUGACUUUCUGACGUCAAAGGAAGAGAAUUACAACCGCAUGAGAGAGUACAUCAGGUCCCUCAAAAUGGCCCCCUGCAUCCCCUACCUAGGAAUUUACCUGUUUGAUAUGACCUACAUUGACUCCGCCUACCCUGCUUCUGACAGCAUCAUUGAGACAGAGCAAAGAACCAAUCAGAUGAACAAUCUACUACGCAUCAUCUCCGAUCUACAGGUGUCUUGUAACUAUGAUCAUUUGGUCAUGUUACCACACGUACAGAAGUAUUUGAUGUCGGUGCGCUACAUCGAGGAGCUCCAAAAGUUUGUGGAGGAUGACAAUUACACACUAUCACUGAAGAUUGAACCUGGGAACAGCUCACCUCGUCUGGUAUCCUCCAAAGAAGACCUUGGAGGACCCUCAGAAGAGUCCGUCUCAGUGCGAUAUAACCGACGACCAACCUGUCCUGAUACAUCAGUGGUUGCCCAUCUUCCAACACCACCUCCUGCCCGACACAGGAAGAGCCACAGUCUGGGGAAUAACAUGAUGUGCCAGUUUGGUGUGGUGGAGAGUAAAAGUGCGACAUUCCCUGCAAAAGAAAAGGCUCGACACCUACUGGACGACAGCUUCUUAGAGUCUCACAGUCCUGUCAGAAACCACACACAUGAUUCAGUAUUUACCAACGGCAUCUCACUUGGCAGUAGAGAGAGCUCUUUUAGUGAUGAAUUAUCAAGUACUGUUGAGAGAGGCCGUAUGUACGCGACACUUGGUCCAAACUGGCGAGUCCCAAUCUGUAACUCUCCCAGAAGCAGAAGUUAUAUUUAUAGCACUCCAGGGGCAGUUUCCAGCUAUGAAUGCAGUUCUCUGAGCAGUAUAACCAUUGAAGGGCCCCUGCGAAGAAAGACACUGAUGAAGGAGGGUAAAAAACCCACUCUCUCAUCUUGGAAGCGCUACUGGAUUGUCCUGUCUGGCUCCAUUCUCAUCUAUUUUGGUUCUAAAGCCCUAAGAGCAAAUGAGCGAAGACAUUAUAAAUCCAGGCCAUGUAAAAAGAUCACGCUCACAGGUUGGAUUGUGGUUCUGCCAGACAACCCUGAGCAUCCAAACAUUUUCCAGCUUACUGAUCCUGAAAAAGGUAAUGUUUACAAGUUCCAGACCGGAUCACGUUUCUCUGCGAUUAUCUGGCACAGACAUUUAGCCGAGGCGUGCAGGAGUACAAGACCACAGAUACCAGCAAACCUUAUGUCUUUUGAAUAGCUGCUUUUUGGGAAGCGGAAUACAAAUGAAGAGAAUAAACCUAAUGGAGAAAGACAUUGCAGAAAAAGGGGACGGCAUGUUGGACCUAACAUAGUUGGAAAUGUGGCAGCUGUAUCUGUUGAAAAAGUCCAAAAUUCAUUCAGACAUUGUAGACACAGCUAUACUGAAAUAGGAUGGUCUAGUUUCUUGAGUUUAGUGGUACCACUUUACAAUAAGGGUCAAUUUGUUAACGUGAGUUAAAGAAAAAAUUUACUAAAAAAUGAAAAUAUAGCCACCCUCAGGCCAUCCAAAAAGUACAGAAGAUGAGUUUGUUUCUUUACCUGAACAGAUUUGAAGAUUUACUUCUGGCCAAAAUACCAGUCCAUAAUCAAUAAAAACACUUCCUCCAGUAAAAAAGUCCAUGUUUUUGCUUGUAAACACAGCUUGAUCUAAGCGUAUUUCUCUUGAGAAAGCAAUAUAAUAGAUAGAGGACUCCUAUUUCAGUUGGAAGCAAGUUUGAAGUACAGCCGUUUUUAUAGCAGUUAAUGUUUGUUUAUAAUAUUGAUUUAUAACUGAUGUUAACAAAUUGAAACCUUAUUGUUAGUUUUACCAGACUGUCCUAAAGGUACAUGUGAAAUAUGUUGUAAAUUACAUGUAUAAAAUAACAUUGUCCAAUAGAUGUCUUCAUGUGAUAAAGUGCCAAAAUUACAAACUUUGUAUUGUUAAAUCUCCUAGAAUUAUGUUCAGUUCAUGUUAGAUGUUAGAGAGCAAAUGUGAAAGCAUUAUACCCUUGGACAACAAGUGUGGGAGCAUAACCGGUCUCCAACCUUCAUAAAACAAGUUUUGACAGCACACAAAAAUGCUGGGUUACAAACAACCAUUUCUGUGUUAUUUGGAAAACUAUUGAAAGGUUUUUCAUUUUAAAUUACUCUUGUAUUCAUUUUUGAAAUAGUUACAUCAAAAAACAGCUUUACCUUAUUUGUCAGACAUUCAACGCAUCAAAUAACCACAGCUGCAACAGUGAGGCACAAGAUCAAUAGUGCACGGAGUCUUUCUUACAUAUAACAGAGAAGUCGCGUCGUGUUUCAGCCCUGGUCGCGCAUUCGUUUUCCCGGGAGGUGAAACGUCCAUGGUGGUGCCGUCACAUCGUUCGCUUUGAGUGUAGAUUCGGUGGAUGCUGCGUUUGUAGAAGGAUGGGGUUCCAAGCAGACGUUAGCUGCGACGCACUUUUAAACGUGAGAAAAAGAGAAAACGUGAGAUUACAGACGUUAUACAGUAAUAAUUUCAUUUAGAAAGUUUCCUGUCAGUCAGUUUUCUCUCAGGACAGAACACAGAGUGACCGAUUACAAAUGUAUCCAGUUUUAACUGGUUUGAGUUACAGAAAAACUACCCAGCACCUGGGUAAAAAAAAUACUACAAAUAACCCAAUAAAAUGACCCAACAAGCUAAACCUAGCAUUUGGGUUUAAAAAAAUAAUAAUCAUAAUAACCCAGCAGCUUUUAGAGUGUAUGGAUCUUGUAAAACAGUGAACAAUGAAUUUAUGACAUAAAAGCAUAUAAAGGGAAAUUUGUUACAUAAAGGGAAUUUAAAUGGCAAAUGUGGAUCAUUGAAUAUGUAAUGUCACACGGGUAUCAGGAAAUAAGUGCCAAUAUUAACGUGUAGUUCAGCUCAAAGUUCUGUAGCUUAUUUACUUAUGGACAAAAUAUGAGUGAUGUCUGAUUGUUUGUCUUGACAUCAUAAGGUGGGCAGGACCCAAAAGAUAAAUAGUUAUGAAGAUAAUGUUGUAAAAUGUACAUUUAAAUGAAGUACCUUGAGAAUGUGAAAGGAAGCAACCGUCUUCUAGUCAUGUAUUCUUUGGAGAAACAGCAACAUUUUAGUGGAUGUUCAGUAUUCACAUCUAAUACUUCAGUGUAGUGUUUUUUUUUUUUGUUAUUUUUGUUAUUAUUUCUUUCUUUAUUUAAAUGGAAUACAUCAAAAGGCCUGUAUAAAUUGUAAAGUACAUUGCAAAGUCUAGUAUUUUGCACAAAAAUUCACAAAUUUUUAUAAGGUGCAGGAACGAGACUUAUUCUUCCACAAAGGUGAUAUUAAGGCAUUAAAUGUGAAGUGUAGAAUGCUUUGUAUAUUGCAAAUUGCAAAUGGAGAUUACACUUUGUUAGAUAUUCUGUAAGUUCUCCGGAACAUGCAUGGAUGUUUUGGACUAACAGGUUUUUUGUGUCACUUCAGUAUCAGUAUAUACUAUCGAGGCAUGUCUCCAGGAGAAAGCUGUGAAUCUGUUCUCAUUAAAAAGUUGGAUCAGGCUUUAAAUCUUUACACAACACCAUUGGCUAACUGCAAGAACCACUUACAACAAGACUACAACAUGUGGUGAAGAUGAUAGAUGGAAUGCUGCUCAGAUUUUGUUCGAUUUUGCGUCACGUAAGCAACCAUUUCUGCUGUUGUUAAAUAGCACAUCUGCACUGACGUUAUAAGCAAGUAUUACUAAGUGGUAGCUACUGCUUUUUUUUCUUUUUUGAGUUUAUGGUUAGCAUACCAUC
This is a messenger RNA of Labeo rohita (rohu), 4832 nucleotides long. RefSeq names its product Ral GEF with PH domain and SH3 binding motif 1 (gene ralgps1). Gene Ontology annotation, molecular function: guanyl-nucleotide exchange factor activity. Lineage: Eukaryota; Metazoa; Chordata; Actinopteri; Cypriniformes; Cyprinidae. The record is from RefSeq and is a predicted model, not a curated record. The transcript is spliced from 21 exons. Gene Ontology annotation, cellular component: plasma membrane. Gene Ontology annotation, biological process: Ras protein signal transduction; positive regulation of GTPase activity. The coding region runs from base 574 to 2319 and encodes 581 amino acids.